Messenger RNA from Arabidopsis thaliana (thale cress), 1833 nucleotides. It is a transcript of the gene MGT2, whose product is annotated as magnesium transporter 2. Bases 416 to 1744 code for a protein of 442 amino acids. Gene Ontology annotation, cellular component: membrane. Lineage: Eukaryota; Viridiplantae; Streptophyta; Magnoliopsida; Brassicales; Brassicaceae. The transcript has 6 exons. Gene Ontology annotation, molecular function: magnesium ion transmembrane transporter activity. Gene Ontology annotation, biological process: magnesium ion transmembrane transport. The record is from RefSeq and is marked reviewed.
GUCUCCAUCGCUCGUUUGUUUCUUCUUCAGCCAUAUCGGAAAAAACGAUAUCCGACGAGCCAUUCGGUGUUUGUUCCGAGAAGCUCCGAUCGAUCUGUGUUAGGGUUUUUCUUUUUCCGCCUUAUGAAUCUCUCUAUCGCGGUUUCAUUAGAUUCAGUUUAACUCGAGUGAUGAAACCAAUCUCCGUGCUAGAGGUAAAAUUCUGUUAGGUUUUCUCUUUUUUGUUUUUAUGCUUCGUACCGAUCGAUAUGAUUCCUGGUUCGUUUUGUUUCCAAAUCUGCAGCUCUUUGAUCCCGUGGCUGGUAGGAUAUUACGGCGUUUGUAGCUCUGUCGUCGUGGAUAGAGUUAGAACGACGAAAUCAGCCUUGGUUUCCUAACUGUUAUUUGGCAUUUCAGUAUCUGAAUUUUUGCAACAAUGUCUGAGCUAAAAGAGCGCCUGCUUCCUCCAAGACCUGCUUCAGCUAUGAACCUCAGAGAUGCUUCUGUGACUCGGCCUUCUGCUUCUGGAAGACCACCCCUUCUUGGAGUUGAUGUCUUGGGUCUGAAGAAGCGUGGACAAGGCCUACGCUCUUGGAUUCGUGUUGAUACUUCUGGUAAUACUCAGGUCAUGGAGGUUGACAAGUUCACUAUGAUGCGUAGGUGUGACUUACCCGCCCGUGAUUUAAGGCUGCUUGAUCCCUUAUUCGUGUAUCCCUCUACUAUCCUAGGCCGAGAGAAGGCUAUUGUUGUCAACUUAGAGCAGAUCCGUUGUAUUAUUACUGCAGACGAAGUUCUGCUUCUGAAUUCCCUUGACAACUACGUGCUGCGCUAUGUUGUUGAGUUGCAGCAGAGACUAAAGACUAGUAGUGUAGGUGAGAUGUGGCAGCAGGAAAAUUCCCAGUUGAGUAGGAGGAGGAGCAGGAGUUUUGACAAUGCUUUUGAGAAUUCAUCCCCUGAUUAUUUACCUUUCGAGUUUAGAGCUCUUGAAAUAGCCCUUGAAGCUGCUUGUACGUUUCUCGAUUCCCAGGCUUCAGAGUUGGAGAUUGAGGCAUACCCGUUAUUAGAUGAGCUUACCUCAAAGAUCAGUACACUAAACUUGGAGCGUGUGCGUAGACUAAAGAGCAGGCUUGUAGCACUGACAAGAAGAGUUCAGAAGGUUCGGGAUGAGAUCGAGCAGCUAAUGGAUGAUGAUGGAGAUAUGGCAGAAAUGUAUCUAACAGAGAAGAAGAGGAGAAUGGAAGGAUCUAUGUACGGUGACCAGUCCUUAUUGGGUUACAGGUCAAAUGAUGGUCUAUCUGUUUCUGCACCGGUGUCUCCUGUUUCUUCUCCACCUGAUUCCCGAAGACUUGAUAAAAGCUUGAGCAUUGCGAGGAGUCGGCAUGACAGUGCAAGGAGUUCUGAAGGUGCAGAGAAUAUAGAAGAGCUAGAGAUGUUGCUGGAAGCUUACUUUGUCGUCAUUGAUAGUACUCUAAACAAGUUGACAUCGUUAAAGGAGUACAUUGAUGACACUGAAGAUUUCAUUAACAUUCAACUGGAUAAUGUGCGGAAUCAGCUGAUCCAGUUCGAGUUGCUUCUGACGACUGCAACGUUUGUUGUAGCCAUAUUUGGGGUCGUUGCUGGGAUCUUUGGGAUGAACUUUGAGAUAGACUUCUUCAAUCAGCCAGGUGCAUUCAGAUGGGUACUCAUAAUUACUGGAGUAUGUGGCUUUGUGAUAUUUUCGGCAUUCGUCUGGUUCUUCAAGUACAGAAGACUCAUGCCUCUAUAAGAAGAGAGACAUGAAUGUGCUCCCCAGAAAGUAGACAUCAACUUAUAUUGUUAUGUUGCUUACAGAUAUUAAUGAUUUGUUUCCUUUAC